Maniola jurtina (meadow brown) is the source of this 1589-nucleotide messenger RNA. RefSeq names its product CCA tRNA nucleotidyltransferase 1, mitochondrial. Gene Ontology annotation, biological process: RNA processing. The coding region runs from base 199 to 1569 and encodes 456 amino acids. The transcript is spliced from 6 exons. Gene Ontology annotation, molecular function: RNA binding; nucleotidyltransferase activity. NCBI's taxonomy places the organism in Eukaryota, Metazoa, Arthropoda, Insecta, Lepidoptera, Nymphalidae. The record is from RefSeq and is a predicted model, not a curated record.
CAGGCUCAGCUGCAGCUGGCAAACUCUGUGCAAACAAGGUCUUUGGUGCAAACUCACAAUUAUUUAUUAUUUAUUAUAAAUAAUUUACCAAACAAUAUUAUAAUAGAUACAUUGUACCUACCACUCAGAAAGCAGAAUGUGCAAUUCCUAAAAAAUAUUACCUCUUUAUGUAAUAAUAAAAACACAAUUUAAAUAGUUAUGUACAUAAAUUGUGUUCAUUUGAGGAUUAAUUUUCUAGGUGCAUCAAGAAACUUCAGCAAGGUUAAAAUAUUACGCCCAAAAAGAGUAAAAACAAGAAUAGAUAUGGAAACUAAGUGUCGCGAAGACCCUGUUGUCCUUAAACUGGAUACACCAGAGUUCAAAAAUAUUUUCACACAAGAAGUGUUGGAUCUGAAGACACUAUUUGAAAAAUAUAAUUAUGAAAUCAGAAUAGCGGGUGGUGCUGUAAGAGAUUUAUUACUAGGCCAGCAAGCAAAAGAUCUAGACUUUGCUACUGUAGCCACCCCAGAGCAGAUGAAGGAAAUGUUCAAUGCAGAAAAUAUCCGCAUGAUAAACAUGAGUGGAGAGAAACAUGGUACAAUCACUCCCAGGAUUAAUGACAAGGAGAACUUUGAGAUCACCACUUUGAGGAUAGAUAUGGUCACUGAUGGCAGACAUGCUGAAGUUGAAUUCACUAAAGAUUGGAAGCUAGAUGCUAACAGAAGAGAUCUCACAAUAAAUUCAAUGUUUCUAGGAUUUGAUGGUACUGUUUAUGAUUAUUUCUAUGGUUACGAUGACUUACAAAAAAGAAGAAUUGUAUUUGUUGGGGACCCUGACGUGCGGAUUAAGGAAGAUUAUUUAAGAAUAAUGCGUUACUUCCGUUUUUAUGGAAGAAUUGCUGAGCAAGCUAACAAUCAUGAUCAACAUACUUUAAAAAUUAUCAAGUCAAACGUUGAAGGUUUGCAGAAUGUGUCUGGGGAGAGGAUAUGGAUGGAACUGAAAAAAACUCUUCAGGGAAACUAUGUUGGUGAUUUGUUAAAAACAAUGUUAAAUGUUGGCAUUGGACCAUACAUUGGUAUUCCAAAUCCCAAUGUGCAAGAACUAGAUAUGCUGCUAAAUAGGAGUCAACACUUAGAAUUACAUCCUAUGAGUUACUUAGCAGCUCUACUUAGAAAUAUAGAUGAUGUAACUUUACUACAUGCCAGACUGAAGUUCUCUAGCUAUGAACGGGAUAUGGCAUACUUCAUAGUGGAACAUAGGGAUGAAAAAGAGGGCACCAGGCCUUUGCUACCAUAUGAAAAAUUAGUGUUAAACACUAAAAUUAAACAAAAAGAUGCAGUUGAUUAUGUUCGUGAAGUACUCAAAUAUAGAGGCGCUGAAAAACUACUAGAACAAUUUAACAAUUGGGAUAUACCAAGAUUUCCAAUCAGUGGUAAAAUAUUAAAGGACAAUGGAGUUCCUCCUGGCAAGAUGUAUGGGCCAAUAAUAAAGGAAUUAAAAGAUAUUUGGAUAGAGAACCAAUACAAACAAACCACUGAAGAUUUAGUCAAAUUGUUACCAAGUAUUAUAGAUGACCAUAAAAGACAAUAAAUAGAUAAAAUUAACAUUCA